This is a messenger RNA of Pogoniulus pusillus (Red-fronted tinkerbird), 2947 nucleotides long. RefSeq names its product VCP nuclear cofactor family member 1 (gene VCF1). The coding region runs from base 128 to 565 and encodes 145 amino acids. Lineage: Eukaryota; Metazoa; Chordata; Aves; Piciformes; Lybiidae. The transcript is spliced from 5 exons. The record is from RefSeq and is a predicted model, not a curated record.
CCGCGCAGGCGCAGAGGGCGGAGGCGCCGGAAGCGGCGGCGGGAGCCGAGCGGGGCCGCUGCUCCUGGGCGGUGGGCGGCGGGUGGCGUCCCCUCGCUUUGCCCAACGGCCGAGAGAUCAGCUCGCCAUGAGCUGCCGGCAGCCGCUGCCGAGCGAGCGGGGCUCCAGACAGAGAAAGCGGAGACGGAAUGGAGGGGAAGAUGACAGUCACGUUCCCCAAACAAAACGUAACACUAGGAAUGCUGUCCUUCAGGACUCCUGGGACACUGAGAAGGUGGCUGUAACGAAAAACAGUAAGGAACGCAGACUAAAAGGAAACAAAGUGUCCUGUGCGUCCUCCAGCAGCGACAGCAGCAGCAGCACGAGCAGCAGCGUCCACAGCCCGGACCGAGUGAACGGCGCAGAGAGCAGCCUGAACCCCAUGGCAGCUGGAUCCAGUCCCGUCUCCUCACAGUCCUUCCACGAGCAGUCAGCGCUGAGCCAGGGGCCUUAUUUCUACAUUAACCAGAUCCUGAAGGAAGCACACUUCCACAGCUUACAGAGCCGGGGGAGGCUCCCCACAUGAUGGACCACCAGAUCCCCACCUUCUGUGAAGGGACAGCUCUGUAGAUUUCAUAUUUCAACAUAAAAAAGAAACCAACCCUGAAGUUUGUUAAAUUGAAUUGCACAGAAAGCCUGUUGCCUUGUAAGUCUAUAUUUGAAAUAACAGGUUAACAGGAAAUUGUUUACUUGUGGUUUUGCUGCACUAUUGCAAUGCAAAAAGGGGCUUUGAAGCAAUUUUUAUAGGAUUCUUUUUUUUGGGGGAGGUGUGGUUAUGAAAUGUGUUGGUCAAGAGGAGACUUGAGGAAUCCACAUCUGUGUUUAUAGGAUUGCAAACUUGUCCAGUUCCAAUUGACUGCCUAAUCUGUUUGUUUAGCAAGUUGUUGCUUUAUGUAAAGUUCUCUUUGAAAUCUUCCUCUUCAGUUUUAUAAGUCUUUUUUUUUUUUAAUUUCAAUAAACUAGUAAAAAAUUUCUUUGGCAACAUAAAUUUUUGGAGCAUUUAGAGUUAAUAGACAGUUAAGAAUUAGGUGUUGGUAUUGGAUUCCCUUAUGAUUGCCCCAGCUGUGACCUUUUCACCCAGCUUGGUGUGCCAGGACCUUGGUCUCAUUUGAUCUUUAUUGUUGCAGUGCUGAAAAGAAAAUGUGAAAGGAAAAAAACAAGAAAGCUCAGACAGUUACAGCAUUUAUGGCAGGUGCCUGCUGGGUUCACCAACAGCAGGUUCAUGGUGCCAGUGGAGAAAAGUGGAAAGGGGCUUUUGAAGGAGAUAGGAGCCUUUACCUUGCUCCAGGGCCCACUUCUAGCUGUGAAGUGUUUUCUGUUAGCAUGUAGGGUGUCCUUGGUUGCUUUUCUUGAAUUUGACUUUAAGGUUAAUAACUUAAGGAAUAGGAGGUGAAAGAACAGCUCUACCUCUGCUCCAGCUGCCAGAUGGAGAGGACUGACUGGACCCGGGCCAAGGAGGGAGAAGUAGCCCUCAUCUGACAGCACCAGGAGAGGUGUCAGCACUCCCCCACUAAGAGGAGAGAGCAGUCUUGGUGAGGAUGAGUAUGCAGACAAACUUCUUUAUUGCAUUACUUGGUCAUGCCCGAAAGCCAUCCCAGCUUGAAGAGGGAAGGUGUGGCUGUGUCUUCCUCCUCGGUGACAAGCUGCCUGAACAGAGAGCCAGGGCGUGCUGCCUCCUCUUCUGCUCUUGUGAGUGCAGGAGGUGGAACCUGUUAGUGUGUAAAAGCAGACGCCUCAGGACCUUGCAGCUUACACCAUACCCCAUCUAGAGCAGCUGCAAGGAAGUGUAGGCUACAGCAGAACAGCUCUUUCAGGCAACUCGAGCCUGAACCACCACCCAAGCAGUGUCACUCCUGGGGUCAGUGACAGGCAGAGGCAGGUCCCAGGGGCAGAAGCACAGUGCCUUGCUAUGGAGGCUUUUCUGAUGUCAUUCAAUGCUCAAAAAUACCCCAAAGCAUUUGGAGCUGCAGGCUAUUGUUUGGAGAGCAAAGGGAUAAUAGCACAGUAGAAGUACAGUUGCAGCCCUUGCAGGGGGUUGUUCUGGAGUAAUUAUGGACUUGAACCUCUCCAGAACUUUUAGCAUGAAAGGGGAAGCAAGCAUCUGUCAGGGAUCCUGAGGACUGUGGCGAGCACAGAACACACAUGGGCCACCACACCACUUCCACACUCAAGUGCAGCUGAGGUGCAUGAGGUAAGGAAUACCUUCACUGGGAAGCUUUGGGCUGUUAAACAACCCUUACGCUACAUCUGGUCCUCAAAGCUUCUGAAUAAUGGGAGAACAAGAGCUGCAGGGUAAACUCUCUGCUCUGAUACAAUCAGACCUUUACUCUUCUCUCCCACUUGAAAAGACAUCACCACAGAUGGAUUAUUGGGUUAAUAAGAGCUAAAGGAAAUCAAUUGCUAAUGACCACAUCCUGUAGCAGUGAGGUAUUCCUUAGCUCUCCAUCUAAGUAGACGUUUUAAACUGGGGGGAAAGUAGCAACACAGUAGUUGUCUACUGCUAAAACUCCAACAGGACAACACAGAGCCUUUGCAAGAGAAGCAAGACACUCGCUCACACAGGCUUAAAUACCCAAGCCAGGCCUCCUCGGGUGUUAGGGGUCAGCAUCGCACUGCAAAGGAGUUCAGACAAUUAGCUUGUGUCCUUCAGCGUCUCUUGCAGCCAUCUUCAUGUGAACUGUCUGUUAUGCAUUGACCUCAGAACGCCUCACCUGUGUAAGUCCUCUCUGCAUUUUCAUGGUGGUUGUUGCCUGUGUUUUACCACAGAGCAGUGGGUCCCAAAAUACAAGGACUAGCAAGGGUUGGGGGGUUUUAUUUGAGGGUCCAGGGGAAAUCCCAACCAUCUUGUGCUGUGUUGCCGUAAUGGUUCUCUCAUUUUACACACAAUAAAAAUCAGGUUAAAUAUUCA